AUGUACAUCAAAUUGAUACCGGUACUGAAUCAAGCUGAACCGGUUAAUCGCAUGUUUCUACUAUGCAUUACUUUGGGUACCUCAGUUGCUGCUUCUUCAAGGCAUCGUGAAUUGAGACAGCUAAUUAUUAACGCCACUUUCGACCUGGCCCUCAAGGCGGUGAACGAUACCAGCAUCAUCGAUGGAGAUCUACAAGGCGACACAGCCUGA
Messenger RNA from Plasmopara halstedii, 210 nucleotides. RefSeq lists its product as uncharacterized. The transcript has 3 exons. Lineage: Eukaryota; Oomycota; Peronosporomycetes; Peronosporales; Peronosporaceae. The record is from RefSeq and is a predicted model, not a curated record. Bases 1 to 210 code for a protein of 69 amino acids.